Trichomonas vaginalis G3 is the source of this 582-nucleotide messenger RNA. RefSeq lists its product as uncharacterized. The transcript has a single exon. NCBI's taxonomy places the organism in Eukaryota, Parabasalia, Trichomonadida, Trichomonadidae. The record is from RefSeq and is a predicted model, not a curated record. The coding region runs from base 1 to 582 and encodes 193 amino acids.
AUGGCAUCAGUGCACGAAUUUUUAAGAUCUGGUCGAAAACUAUCCAGCGAUUUGCAAAAUGUCCUUGAUAAUUUGCCAGAUAAUAUGCUAUUUCCUAAACCAGAGCCAUUACCCGAUUUUUCAGCCAUUGAAAAAAGAGCAAACAAUUACGAAGUCAAUAUUGUAGAAGAUUACUUUGUUCCGAUUCCUCAAGUUGACCCAAGUGAAAGGUUCGGCAAUAACAUUGCUUCAUUCCAAGAACAUCACGAAAUAGAUGAAAUUGAUUAUAGCAAAAUUACAUUUGAUUCAGAUAGCGAUACAGAAGAAAAACCAAAAGAAAGAAAUUUUGUUUUGAAAUCAGAUUACAUCAAAUCUUCAACUAAAUUUGAUUUAGACUUAUGGAAUCGAUAUAAAAGCGAGUAUGAACGAUCAAAGAAAGCUCCUUCUAUUAGUAGAACUAUGUCUACUAAAGUAGAAGUCACAGAUCAAGAUAGAAAACGAGAUGAAGAUUUACUUGAUGCUAUUGAACGUGAAGCCCAUAGUUUACAAUCCAUGACUCCAAAAUUCAGAGUUAUAGACGAAGCUUUCUUCACCAAGCAUUAA